CUUUGGAUGCUCCUGCUGUUGUUUUAUUCAAAUGGACCGUUAACGCUGCAAGAGAAUUAAUUUGUUUAAGACGUGAUAAUCAUGAUGAUUUUGAGUUCAUUCCUAAUAACUGCCAUGAAAGAAUAUGGAGAACCAUAUCCAAUCAAUUGUUUAUUAAUAAAGAGUUCGCUGCUUCUUUCUCUCAAU
This is a messenger RNA of Funneliformis geosporum, 186 nucleotides long. The record is from the annotation of a GenBank genome assembly. NCBI's taxonomy places the organism in Eukaryota, Fungi, Glomeromycota, Glomeromycetes, Glomerales, Glomeraceae.